Liolophura sinensis is the source of this 839-nucleotide messenger RNA. Its product is annotated as ferritin light chain, oocyte isoform-like. Gene Ontology annotation, biological process: iron ion transport; intracellular iron ion homeostasis. Bases 54 to 737 code for a protein of 227 amino acids. NCBI's taxonomy places the organism in Eukaryota, Metazoa, Mollusca, Polyplacophora, Chitonida, Chitonidae. Gene Ontology annotation, cellular component: cytoplasm. The transcript has 5 exons. The record is from RefSeq and is a predicted model, not a curated record. Gene Ontology annotation, molecular function: ferric iron binding; ferrous iron binding.
UAGUCACCUAGUGUCGAUACCCUCAGAUCUGCUGCAUUCUCAGGUGUUACAAGAUGAAGACUUGGCUGUUGGUGUCGGUGCUGUGUCUAGCUGCCGUGGCGUACGGCCGGAGAUAUCAGUAUGAACACGAAGACCUGGACGAUGAAAUGAUGGGAGAUGAAGGGAAAUCUGGCCCUGGUAUCUUACAAAACUGGGACGCAGACUGCGCCAAAAUGAUUAACAACUUGAUUCACACUGAGAUCGAGACCACAUUUCAGUACAUCGCCAUUGCCACAUUCUUCCGGCGUCACGAUGUCGACAUUAUCGGCAUGUCUUUGAUGUUCAACGCCUGGGCGAGAAUGAAGAUUAACCUGGCUAAGGACAUGAUGAUGUACUUGGUGAAACGAGGGGCAGGUGUCGAGUUCAAAGAUGUGAAGAAACCCAGUGAGACGCAGUGGGCGGACCCGGGUGCAGCUCUGUCGGUGGCACUUCGUACUGAGAAGGGAAUCGCAGAUAAAGUGAACGAAUUGGCCAAACAUGCAGCCAAUCACAACGACUAUCAUCUUCUCGGAUACAUUGAAGAGAAACUCACCAAUACUCAGGCUGACAACGUCUUUGAGGUCGCUGCACUCAUCAAUAAACUCAGCAGGGGAGGUAACAAGUUCGGUCUGAUGAGCAUCAAUCAACAGAUGGUGAAAAAGUACAAAGACUACGUUGACUGCGAAAGUGACACCGAGAAGUACAAGUGGAACUAUUAGACAACUGUGACCACAUGAUAUUUUCUCAACUGCGUUGAUCCUUAGAUAUGUUGUAAAAUACUUUCUCAUUUUGCCUUGCCCUGAAUAAAGAUUUUUUUUAAA